Messenger RNA from Musa acuminata AAA Group (dessert banana), 3611 nucleotides. RefSeq names its product small RNA 2'-O-methyltransferase-like. The record is from RefSeq and is a predicted model, not a curated record. Gene Ontology annotation, molecular function: RNA methyltransferase activity; O-methyltransferase activity. Lineage: Eukaryota; Viridiplantae; Streptophyta; Magnoliopsida; Zingiberales; Musaceae. Gene Ontology annotation, cellular component: nucleus; cytoplasm. The transcript has 11 exons. Bases 307 to 3321 code for a protein of 1004 amino acids. Gene Ontology annotation, biological process: piRNA processing; siRNA processing; RNA methylation.
AUCGCGUGGUUGCUCUAUUUUAAGUUCCCUCCUCAAGUGUCGAGUACUCUCUCUCGCUCUCUCUCUCUCUCUCUCUCUCUCUCUGACGGUUCUGUGGUGGUUCUUCUGGGCGCCAGGCGGAGGCGGGGAAGAGGAAGGCGUUCUUCGUCCUAAGCCCUAAUUUUCCUUUUGAAGGGAUCGGUUUCGUGAUCGGUUGCGAGCGGUGGGCCGCGCUUCGCCCUCCGAAUUUCAGGCAUUUGUGGCUGAUCUUUUGUUUAUCAGGUUGAACGAUAUUUAUAGUCGAGAGGCAAAAUAAUUCAAGUUAUAAUGGAAUCCCAAGAAGCUCCAGCAGUCUCUGUGAAAAGAUUGGAGUUGACACCGAAGGCCCUUAUCCACCACAAGUAUGGUAGAACGGCAUGCUAUCGUAUUGAGGAAGUAAAGCAACAUGUUGAAAAUGAUUGCCCAGGGUUGGUUAUUCCGCAGCAGUUCAGGAGUUUGUAUCGCUGCCAUCUGGAUCUUCCAGACUUGUCUUUUACUUCGGAUAUGUUUCCAAAAAAGAAAGAUGCUGAGCAGGCCGCUGCAAAAAUUGCUAUUGAAAAGCUGGGUAUUCACUCUACGUCUGCAACAAAUGAUCUUACACCAGAGGGAGCAUCAUAUGAAUUAGUUGCACGCAUUUCUGGCUUGUUCACUGAUGAGUUCCUUUCAUCAACUCAUCCAUUAACUGGUCAUUUUGGAGUUGCAUUUGGAGUGAUGAGAGAGCACUUUGGUAUGAUUCCCAUAUCUGCCAUUACCACAUGCGAUGUAAAGGUUCAUAAUUUAUGUAAAGUCAUCAAUUCCAAGGCAGAAUCAGAUCCUCUCUUGGUUUCAUCACUCAUCUUGAACGCUGCCAGAAAGUGUUCUUCCCUAUGUACAGCUACUGAUGAAUUAUGGAUAUGGAAGGAAGCUCCAUAUUCUCCUGAGGCUAUAGCAUCAGUAAUUAAUCAUCAUUCAGAGUCUCUAGGGUGUGUACAGAUAAAAGCAUUACGUAUUCCCUGCUCUAUUGAAGAAAAUGUUGAAGCACUGACCCUUGACGUCUCUAAUGAACAUUACUACUUGGAUUUAAUUGCUCAGAAGUUGAAUGUCAAGGAUUCUUCUCGGGUUCUUGUUUCAAGGACAGUUGGCAAGGCUUCUUCAGAGAUGAAGGUAUACUUCCCCUAUCCAGAAGUUCCUCACUUUUCAGAUUCUUCAUCUGGUCUUAAGACAAGUUCAGAAGGUAAAGUGAGUAUUGAACCAAUAAUUAAUCAAAGAGCUUCAUAUCUCUCUGGCCAAGAUAUAUAUGGAGAUGCCAUCUUAGCUAACAUUGGAUACACAUGGAAGUCUCCAUAUCUUUUCUAUGAAGAUGUCUCUCUAUGUACCUAUUACAGGAUGCUUCUUGCAAAGUUCCCUGAUGGGCACUAUAAGUUAUCUAGAGAAGCAAUUCUUGCAGCUGAAUUACCCACUGCGUACACUGGGCGUUCAAACUGGAAGGGCCUUGCCCCAAGGGAUCUCCUCUAUGCUUUUUGCCGUCUACACAAGUUCUCAGAGCCUGUUUUUUCUAUUACAAGAAUUAAUGCAGAUGCUUCCUUAUCAGUUACUCAAAGGAAAUCUAAUUCAUCAAAGCCAACUGAUGAAGUUGAUAUUGCAAAUGGAGAUGUUUCUGAUGUUGGGGAAAAAAACCUGGACAACUCGAGUAUUUUCAGGUGCGAAGUGAAGAUACUGUCAAGAAGACUGGAACCAAUAGUUGAAGGUUCUUUUACUGAUACUUACAGGAAAGAGUCUGAUGCCAUUCAGUGUUCUGCAUUAAAAGUUCUUCUUUGGUUUGACAAGUACUUUAAACAACUAGACAUGCCUGUGGAGGUAUUGUCCUCUUCUGGACAUGCUCAUGGUAUUAUCGUGCAUGCAGAAAAUCUUUCUCAUGAAUUUGCUAUGUGCUCAUCUAUUUUCGGAUCUACGAAGAAUGACAACCUAAGAGAGUGUAGUUCACUGGAAUCAUUUUGCAAGUAUUAUCCAAACGGGAAAGAGGAGAAUGGAAUGGUUGUUUUAAAUAUUGAAGGUCCAGAUUCUGGUGUCUUCCCAUCGCCUGGAUCUUUAAUAUGCAUAAGUUAUGCUGUUGCAUUGGUAAAGAUUGGAGAUCCUGUAAAAGAUCACUUGGAAGGUAAAGAUGAGUUUGAGUUUGAGGUAGGGACUGAUGCUGUAAUCCACCAGCUUGAAGCAUGUGCAACUCAGUUGUCUGUCAAUCAAUCUGCACAUUUUGUCAUAGACAUGCCUUCUAGGGACCUGAUAUUGGCUGCAGCUGGCGACGCUAUUAAAGAUCUUUCUAAGCUACCUCUGUACAAUUGCUUUCUGGAGUACUCAGUAAAGGUUUUGCGGGUACCUGAACCUUUAGAAGACAGAAUGGAGAAGGCUUUGUUCAGUCCUUCUCUAUCAAAACAGCGCAUUGAGUUUGCAGUUCAGCACAUCAAUGAAUGUAGUGCUGCCACUUUGGUGGAUUUUGGAUGUGGAUCAGGUAGCCUGCUUAAUUCUUUAUUGGAGCAUACAACGACUUUAGAGAAGAUUGUUGGUGUGGAUAUCUCUCAGAAGAGCCUUGCACGUGCUGCAAAGAUUUUACAUCAAAAGCUAAGCCUAAAUUCUGGCGUGCCCACAAGCAUCAGACAAGCUGUGCUUUAUGAUGGAUCGAUUACGGUUUAUGACUCCCGUUUAUCUGGGUUUGACAUUGGCACUUGUUUAGAGGUGAUUGAGCAUAUGGAAGAAGAUCAGGCAUUCUUAUUUGGUGAUGUUGUGUUGAGUUCUUUCUGCCCAAGAAUACUCGUAGUUUCAACACCCAACUAUGAGUACAACUCCAUUCUUCAGAGAUCAGCUGUGCCCACCACGGAAGAGAAUACAGCACCUUGCAAGUUUCGCAACCAUGAUCACAAGUUCGAGUGGACAAGAGAGCAGUUUGAAUGUUGGGCCACUGAUAUUGCACUUAGGCACAACUAUAGUGUUGAAUUUAGUGGGGUUGGUGGAUCAUCAGAUGUGGAACCAGGUUUUGCUUCGCAGAUCGCCAUCUUCAGAAGAAGCUCUUUCAAUACAGCAGAAACAUACUCCAAAACAGAGGACUCAUCUCAACCCUAUGAACUAAUAUGGGAAUGGGCUGACAGAACACCACAGCCAACAUUUGAAGUAGAAGUCGAGAGGUCAGCUGAGAGUGUUCGGACUGACCUGGGAGAAACCAAUGAGAGACUUCAUUUGGGGAUGAAAAGGAUGAGGCAGUCCAGUCCACCACUCUCCACCGCAACAGAGAUGCACAAACCAAAGGAUCCGAUGAUGAGUCAUACUAGUUGAGCCUAAUCGAAUUGAAUUGAACCAGUGAAGCAUGUAGUUGAUUCUAUGUUAGAUCAGCAAUAUUAUCACCUUAUACCUCCCAAAUGACAAAGUUUGUAUAUGCAAAUUCAGGUUUUUGUUUUUUCCUCACUUUUUGUUGAGCAUUUAGUAGUCUACAGGAGUUGGAACAGAUUACAGUUGUUCCUGAAGUAUACUACUUCUCAGGGGCAACAAUGAAAACAGAUGUGCAGCUGAGCUACAUGUAGUAACUUGAUUUAUGAAUGACUAGCAUAGAUAGGGUUGGAAUUGCA